UUGAAAAAACGCGCAGGGUGGAGAGGGAUGUGUACAGGCGAUUCGGUACAAAUAGAUCGGUACAAACAGGAGGAGAAGGAGAAGGAGAAGGAAGGUCGGAAGGGGUCGCGCGUUAACUGUGUCCAACAAACAAACACCGUCCCACCGCCGUCCGCCCGUCCCCCGCACGCCACUUCUUCGCCUCUCUCCGUCUCGGCGACGACCGCCACUUCUUCGUCGGGCGAUCAGCAGCAUUCGAUUCCGACAGGGGUACGUGGACGCCCGCCCCUUCCCUUCCCUUCCCUUCCCUUCCUGCUGCGCGAAAUCGAGCACCCAAACCCUAACUGCAGGAUGAGUGAUGAGGACAAGACUGCUGCUGCUGCUGCUGAGCAGCCGAAGCGAGCCCCUAAGCUCAAUGAAAGGAUCCUCUCUUCUUUGUCCAGGAGAUCCGUAGCUGCUCAUCCAUGGCAUGAUCUUGAGAUCGGUCCUGGGGCUCCCGCUGUCUUCAAUGUUGUCGUUGAGAUCACAAAGGGAAGCAAAGUUAAAUAUGAGCUUGACAAGAAAACUGGAUUGAUUAAGGUUGAUCGAGUCCUGUACUCAUCAGUUGUAUACCCUCACAAUUACGGAUUCAUUCCUAGGACUCUUUGUGAGGACAACGACCCAAUGGAUGUUUUGGUCCUGAUGCAGGAGCCUGUUAUUCCGGGUUCAUUCCUCCGGGCAAGAGCAAUUGGCCUUAUGCCUAUGAUUGACCAGGGUGAAAAGGAUGACAAGAUAAUUGCUGUCUGUGCUGAUGAUCCGGAAUACCGUCACUACAAUGACAUCAGUGAGCUGUCUCCUCACCGCCUGCAAGAGAUCAAGCGCUUCUUUGAAGAUUACAAGAAAAAUGAGAACAAAGAGGUUGCUGUUGAUGCAUUCUUGCCUGCGACCACUGCUCGAGAUGCCAUUCAGUACUCCAUGGAUCUCUAUGCACAGUAUAUUUUGCAAAGCUUGAGGCAGUAAAAUGCCAGCAACUAUUUAUUGUGGUGUCUUCGAUUGUGUGUGAUUUUAAGUGGACGCUUGAAUUGUGUGCGACCAUUACAAUUGAAUGAUGUUACUAGCUGUGAUUUCCUUCUGCUUUUCCCGGGACUUGUAUAACUUUGUCAUUAAAUUAUGAAUAAGCGGAGUUCGUACGUUUACCUUGCUCACCCAAGCUAGGUAGCCA
This is a messenger RNA of Panicum virgatum (switchgrass), 1180 nucleotides long. RefSeq names its product soluble inorganic pyrophosphatase-like. Bases 28 to 978 code for a protein of 316 amino acids. Gene Ontology annotation, cellular component: cytoplasm. NCBI's taxonomy places the organism in Eukaryota, Viridiplantae, Streptophyta, Magnoliopsida, Poales, Poaceae. The record is from RefSeq and is a predicted model, not a curated record. Gene Ontology annotation, biological process: phosphate-containing compound metabolic process. Gene Ontology annotation, molecular function: inorganic diphosphate phosphatase activity; magnesium ion binding. The transcript has 9 exons.